AUGAGCUCCGAUUCGAACAAUUUAGUUUUAAAACGCAUUGGGACCUAUGAUCUAACCGGAAACCGGCUUGGCAAGGGAAACUUUGCCUACGUAGAGUUAGCAACGAACCGCAUCACUAAAAGUAAGGUUGCCAUGAAAGUCAUAGAUACACGGAAAAUCAAAGACGAUUACGUUAAGAGAAACAUCCUCCGAGAAGCCCUACUCCUGAAGAAAGUCAACCAUCCGAACAUAGUUCGAUUGUACGAGACUCUCAAACAGCACUCCAUUUACUGCAUCGUGACUGAGUAUGUUUCCGGCGGCGAGUUGUUGACUUACUUACGAAGUCAGCCCGAGUCGAAAUUGAGCGAAUCACAAGCCAGACCGAUUAUGAGACAACUAAUUUCGGCGCUGUAUCACAUGCACGAAAAUGGAAUCGUCCAUCGGGACCUUAAAAUGGAAAAUAUCCUUCUGGAUGAAAGUAAAAAGAACAUCAAGAUAGUUGACUUUGGCCUCAGUAACAUCUGUGAAGGUGACAAACUCCUCAAAACACAAUGUGGCUCCCCUGAGUAUGCUGCACCAGAAUUGUUCAGACGUGGCUGUCAAUAUGGGACAGAGGUUGAUUUAUGGAGUCUAGGCGUUGUUAUGUAUGGCAUCAUUGUUGGAAGGCUGCCAUUCAGAAGUCCUCACUUUGGCAGCAGAGGCCGAAGUGAGCUACUGGAUCAAACGUCUCGCGGGCUCAGCUGCACACACAACAAAUAUCUAGUGCCUCUAACACCACAUUGCCGUGAUCUGCUGAGAAAACUUUUAGAGCCUAAUCCGCAGAUGCGUGCGCCCCUUCUGGACGUUAUGGAACACCCCUGGAUAACUGCUCAUGGGACUAUGCCAUUAGCGCCAAACACUGAGCAACUUAUGGACGAGCAACUGCGAGAUAAGGCCUUGAGUAGGGCUUCACAACUCAUCAACAUUGAUAAACCUAAGAUUGCCCGACACGUUCGUCAGAAGAGAUAUGACGCUGUGUCAGGCGUCUACAAUCUUCUUUUGGAUGAAGAGAGGAAAAAAGUACUUUCGUCAAACAACUGUGCUGGAGGUGUUAUGAGAACGAGUGAUCAAGGGAAUUCGGUCAUACGGGUAUUCAUCAAUUCUACCACGUGUGAUGGCAAGGAGGAUGGUUCCCAGUGUCAUGAAAAUAAAAGCUCGACCGGUUCUGAUAGUGAGAAUUCACAAACCGAGCCCGACUGGGACCAAGCGCGAACACAAAAGCAUGUAGUCCACAAACCUGAAGAAAACAAGUCUGUCGAAGAACAUUUCGAGGACCUCUGGAUCAGGGGGCAUAAAGUUUGCUGCACUCAGUCGACGCUAACCAGAAGACAGUCCCACAAGAAAACACGACCCAACACAGCCCUCGAAGGGCAACAUGCACCGAGAGAGACACCGUCUUUCUGUAGGCAAAGAAAUAAGAGUACACGUGCUUUGCAAAGAACCCGCAAAACGAGAUGUAAAUCAUGUGUUCCGCGGAUUACAAUUGACAGUGAGAUGAAAGGAACACAGAUGGUUAUGUCCCCCCGGAUAAAACUAGAGACCAAGCUAUUGGUUUCCCAAUCCCCGCAACAAGAAACAAACAUUCAAACUCCGACUUCGGAAAAGUUUGCAAAUAGUGAAAGUCUUUCGGAAGAGAGUGUAAAACCUGGUGUAAGUGCAUCAGAGAGAAACUGCGUACAAUCAAAGAUGGAUGCCGGAGACAUUCAAAACGAAAAUGCCGACGUGAAUCUCGAGCACAAAGCUGACAUGAAAAUUACAAUACGAACGGAAUGCGGUCUCAAGGUUACCUAUGGAGAUACACAGAGCACAAAGUCGACUGCAGCCAGGGGUGAAAACGCUUCGCAAAUGUUGCAAUUGAACCAAAAGUUUUCAUCCGCAAGGAAUUCAAUCCGGUCCCCCAAAAGUGGGAGUAAGAUUUCCCCUUCAUCACUAGCACAAUGUUCUAACAGAACAGUAUCAUCUCUAAGAACAAGUCAGUUUGUAGAUCUUGCUGAUUAUUACAAGCACGUUCCUCAGCCUCCAAAAUCACGUGGUGCUCCACAACAAGGCGCAUCGCGGAUUCCACCCAAUGAGGAAGAAAGGGAAGGAAGAUGUGACAGUAUUUCUGCUUUGUGCCAGUCCUACAUGAAGAACAAGAAAACACCGCAACAUCCCCGCCUGUCCAUAAUGCAGGCGCGGGAAAUUCUUCAACUUGAGUCCAAGUUUCACACCAAAUAUGGCAGGAGACUUGGCACAGAGGACAGCAAUAGCAACCCAGACUCAAGUAAACAGCCUGAGAAUCAAGUGCCACACCACAGAGAUGAAAGCAUCGUAACUCAUGACCAAAAAAACGAGACUCAAACGAAAACGAACUUCCAGCUCGGCAUGCAAAACUACUUCAAAGGAAUUUCCUCACUCCGGGAACAAGGGGAAAUAACUGCAUGCGUUAAUAAUCGUGAGGAAAAUCUUCGUGAAAAGAAAAAUGUGUCGAGCUACGAACGGCAAGCUGGACCAGACCUCUCAAGGGAACCAUAUUUUCAUGACAACAAACCUGACAACAUCAAUAUGGAUGAGGUGAGAGUCGGUACAGAUGACCACAGUGCUACCAAUCAGGACAGUCGAGAAGUAGAGAGUAAAUUAAGACCGCAACAAGAGGAAUCCAUUAAAAGACAAAAAGAGAAGGAACUGCUCGAAUACCAGGAGAGAGAGCGAACCAGGUUUCUGCAAGAAAUCAAGGAUCAAGAACGGAGACAGAUUAUAACAGAAUAUUUACAAAACGUUUACACGCGCAGUACUGCGCAACCUCACAGUGUUAGAGGUCAGUCUGGUACUCGAACUAACAACGUAACCAGGCAAGGCCGCGCCCAUUCUGUGCCCACUCGAUCAUCAGACCGACAAAGCUCCGACGUACCCCAGGUGAUCACAAAACCAGUUCCUAUCUUACAGCAGGCAACCAGGGAUUCUCAAGCAGACAAGAGAACUGUCAGUUUUAGAGGUCCAAAUGAGUCUAAAGCAACCAACGCUGUGAGGUUCUUUAACGAGUGGAGCAACAGUGUGUUUACAGAGUACAUCAACAGCUCUGACAGUAGUGCCGAUAAGGGGACAGAACAACACAAAUUUAAGAUGAACGACCCCAGUCGUUGGAUAGAACAGCAUCUAAACGGGGUACUGGACGAAGCAACUUUAAGAAGAGAUUACUGCCAUUAUCAACAAUCCAUCUUCAGAGAAACUUGACCAAUACAUUAAUAAAUGUAGUGUACGAUGUCUUUACGCCUUAUAUUUUUAUUACUGCUAUUUUUUAAAAGAAUUUACGAGAUUUAAACCAUCUUUUCGAGAUGAGACCAAGAAAGCCUGGAGCCUCGGAAGUAUUUUUUACAAUAAAUUUUUUGAAAUCUCAGCCAAAGAACGCUCAAAAUAAAUUGCUAUCGUCGAGUUAUUUUCUUAGACGUAACUGUAAUACUAUUU
Pocillopora verrucosa is the source of this 3462-nucleotide messenger RNA. Its product is annotated as serine/threonine-protein kinase par-1. Gene Ontology annotation, cellular component: cytoplasm. The record is from RefSeq and is a predicted model, not a curated record. Lineage: Eukaryota; Metazoa; Cnidaria; Anthozoa; Scleractinia; Pocilloporidae. Gene Ontology annotation, molecular function: ATP binding; protein serine/threonine kinase activity. Gene Ontology annotation, biological process: intracellular signal transduction; protein phosphorylation.